Messenger RNA from Helicoverpa armigera (cotton bollworm), 9189 nucleotides. RefSeq names its product nuclear pore complex protein Nup153. Bases 156 to 4190 code for a protein of 1344 amino acids. Gene Ontology annotation, cellular component: nuclear pore. Gene Ontology annotation, biological process: protein import into nucleus; RNA export from nucleus. The transcript is spliced from 7 exons. NCBI's taxonomy places the organism in Eukaryota, Metazoa, Arthropoda, Insecta, Lepidoptera, Noctuidae. Gene Ontology annotation, molecular function: structural constituent of nuclear pore. The record is from RefSeq and is a predicted model, not a curated record.
GCCUCCCUCCAAGCGUUUCUUUGACACAUUUUACUUGAUUUUACAGACGCCAUAUUUGUCACGUUUUUGCCAGUUGUGAAUAUAUUUAGCCAAAAAUUUAAUUUACAGUAGCGUCACGGCUUGUAAUUUUUGAAGUGUCAACAAUUAAAUCCAGAAUGAGCCAAAUGUUUCCUGAAAAUAAGGAGAAGCAACCGCGCACAUCGUCAAACGAAACUAACAACUCAUUUGUCAAGAAUGUAACAUCCAGAGUAUCUGGCUUACUACCUAGUACAAUCACAAAGUGGUUCAGUAGUCCAAGCUCUUCAAAUGCAAACGGUUCUACUUUUACUGCUGAAGCAUCAGACUCCUCAGAAGAUGAAGCAACAGAAACUACCGUAAUAACUCAACCACCAGCAAAGCGUAUGCGUUUCAACCCACCUGGAACAUAUAACCACUACAGUCCUACAGAAGCACCUUGCUCGUCUUAUGAUGUUGAGAUCAUAGAAACCCCAUACAGUCCAUACACUGGUACACAGUAUGCGCAGCCAAGCCGGAACACUUACACCACACCACUGCGUCCCCAGAAUGAAGAACAAGAUAAAAUGGAACAAGAGACAACAUCCCGUAUGUUCAAGCUGCCAUAUACUGUGUCUAGUACUGGCCAAUCAGUCAUCAAUAAAAGAAAGUCAAUUUUCGAUACCACAUCCAGAGAAGAAAUUAAAGCAAAGGAAGCUGUGAAAUCAGUGGCCAAUGCAGUGCGUGAUCCAAAGCAGCCCAGCUUUAAACCUAGUCUACUUGGAUCACCAUUUUACCCUGGCAGGACUAUGUAUGGGGGAGCAGCAUCUUCAUACAUAAACCAGCCUAACAUAAAACAAGAAUCUGUGGCAGUAGUGAAGGAGACCAAGAGCAAUGACGACUCGGCUAUCAGCAGCUCUGCGCGGCGUGUCAUGGAUCUAUUAGAAAGUUACUCCUCCCCACUCAUGGAAGCCAGGAGGAUUCCGCUAUAUACUAAGCCUAAAAACGAAGGCUUCAGCGAUUCCCCUAACAGAUACUCACCUUACGCGAGUAAAAUUAUAUCCCCCAAGACACAAGAGCUCCAUGUUCCCAGCGUUGCGUCAAUACUGCGACUGAAGAAGAAAUCUCGUCUCAUGGACACGACAAAAAUCGCGCGACAAAUUAUAGCUUCACACAGCAGUACUUCAGGCUAUUCUAUGUAUCAGGAUCAAGCUGAACGGAAAGAGCCAGAGAAAGAGCAGCCCAAGAAAAUGACUACCAAAGUGAAAUCAAGGCUUACAAGAGUUGACCGACGAAACACAGAAGAGGUUGAUGCACCGACUCCAGUGGAACUGCCCACGGGCGGCCUUCAAUUAGAUCAGGACAACUUACCUAAGUUUUCUUUCGGUUCCGCGGCGUUUAAACUACCGGCCACAUCUACGCCUAAACCUGCGCCCUGUGAGAAAAUUAAUAUUAAUGUAUCUAAAGUCACUCCAGUCACUCCAGUCAAUCUAUUCAAAUUUUCCAACCCUGAUACAGUGUUGAGUGACACACUUCAAGUGAGUCUGGAGGCGACACCUCCGAUAUACACCUUUAAAAGUCCAGAUCUCCGAACAGAUCAGAUAUUUGAAAACAAACGUGACGAAGGUUCUGUUAUAAAUGUUGUCAAAGAAUCCGGAAAAAAUACUACUGUGUCAAUAGACUGGCAGUGUUCUGAAUGCUGGGUUAAAAAUAAACCUGAAGCCAACAAGUGUGUCUGUUGUGGCUCCAAACCACCUACAAAGAAAGCUAAAUGUUCUGUUUGCAAACUUGCCGAUAGUCAAUCACAAAAAGACAAAUGUGCAAAUUGUGAAAAGAUGUCAGUUUCUAAUGUAGCAAGUCCAAUCUUUGCAACACCAACUGGAAUAAGUCAGGCAUCAAAAUGGAAGUGUGAAGAUUGCUGGGUGAGCAACGAGGACAGCGCGAACAAGUGCGCUUGCUGUGGGGGCAGCCGGCCUGACAAGUCGAGUAAUGCAGCCGCUGCUGUAACAGUCGCGGCGACCACGAGUAUCUUCACCUCGAACACCGCCGCAGUCAUACCAAGCACUGUGCCUUUGACAGACAUCUCAAAAACGGAUGCUGAUUGGAAAUGCGAAGAUUGCUGGAUCUCUAAUAAGAGUACUGUAGACAAAUGUGCGGCCUGUGGCGGGGCCCGGCUCGGUGUCAAACAAAACAAUCCCGCUAAUGUGACGUCCAACACGUCGUCGUUCUUCGGAACUAGUGACGAUAAAUUUAAAACGAUUAUUCAAUCUCAAAAAUCAGAUAAAUGGGAAUGUUUAAGCUGUUUAGUCAACAAUGAGAGUGAUAAAGAUAAAUGCGUAUGCUGUGGAGCAGCAAAAGAAAGCAAAAAUAAAACACCUGGGCCUAAGUUCAACUUCGGAACCGUUGCAAAUAGUUCAUUUAAAUUUGGCAUUGAUCCAAAAGUGCAAGAGGCUACCAUCGCACAAAAACCAGAAGUAAAUUCAACGAUAGAAUCUAAAACCAAACCACAAUCUGAAACAAACAAUAAUGUAUUAGCUGAGACACCAACAUUCACAUUUACUUUACCCACUAAAAAGGUGGAUGUAAAAGCUGAUGAUUCCAAAGGCCAGUCAAAUGAGGCUCCAAAAAUGAAUUUUACAUUCGGUAUACCGAAAGCAAUUCCUGCAGGUACAGACACCAAGAAAGAUGCGGAGGAAGAAAAAGCGCAAGAAGUUCCAUCAGUUGACUUAAAUUCUCCAGUCAUAAACAAUGAAAAUAAGACCUUACCACCUGCUGUAAACUCACUUAACACGCUAGCAGCUGAAGCGAAAAAGGAUUUGAAAGUCAAUUCGGUGUCUUCACCGGUAGUGCCCAAUGCAGAGCAGCCAAAACCAACCUUCUCAUUUGGUGUAAAUGCUCCCAAGCUGUUCGAAGCUCCGUCUAGUACGGCGUCGACGAUGAACUUGUUUACGCAGCAAACACAAUCCACUACUGUGACGACGACUAGUGCCCCAACGUUAUCCCUGUUUAAGCCACCUGCCGCCACUACGACGGCGACGUCCUUAUUUCAAUCGCCUGCGCCAUUAUUUCAAAACACUGAGAAGACUAACAAUACUACCACUGGACCAAUGUUUACUUUUGGCAGUAACGGACCCAGUAACCCUGCGCCAUCCGCAGCGAUACCUGCUGCGACAGAAAAGCCAAAAUUCCAGUUUACGUUUGGUAGCAAUUCCGCACCCAAAACUGAUCCGCCUGCAAUGUUCAAGUCUCCUUUUGCCGCACCCGAAAGUAACGUUAACACGAACGCCUUUAAUCUACCUGCUGGGACCACGUUGGGUACUAGCAAUAGUUUACCAUCCAACGCGUUGGGAAGCAAUGGUUUGGCGGUUACUAAUGGGCUUACAGGAAAUGCUUUGGCAGGGAACACACUCGGCGGGAAUACUUUGACGAUCGGAGGCACUGGCACUCUAGGAGGUACAAAUGGGUUGUCGGCUAACGCGCUAUCAGUGGGAAGCAGCAUGCAACCCAGCAGUUCCUUAACAGGCGGUGCAACAGGCUUGUUCAAUAACACCGUGCAGAAAGAGAAUGUGUGGUCACCGAGUAGUAAUGCGUCAACCCCAAAUUUGUUUGUGUCUAAUACGACUACAAGUAGUUUGCAGAAGCCGGCCGCGUUUACUUUUGGUUCGGCAACGCCGUUUAAUGCUGCCAAUAGUACACCGACAUUUGGUGCUGCCGCAGCGCCGACUCAGAACAUGUUUGGUAUGAACAGCCAGAAUAACAGCAGUCAGUCAUCGAUGUUCUCCAAUACUGUUCAAAGUCCGGCAUCAGGCAACCUGUUCGGGACGCCGCAGCCGGCCAGUAACCCCGCCCCACAGAUGCCGAUGUUCGGCGGUCCUAGUAUUGGCGCGACUCCCGCGUUCGGCGCACCGAACCCAUCCAUACCUUCGUUUGAGGCGCCCUCCUUGACGCAACCGGCGGCGCCUGCCUUCAACUUUGGUACAUCCCAGUCGACUGGCAUUUUUGGAUUUGGACAGCAGGCUCCGCUUCAGCAGCAGCAGAUGCAGCCGGCGCCCCUGCAGAGCCAGCAGCCGGGCGGCGUGUACAGCUUCGGCGGCCCGCCCGCCGGCACGCCGCAGGUGCAGUUCAGCAUGGGCAGUGGCGCCAAUCCCUCUGUGCGACGCGUGCGAAAGGCCGUUCGCAGAAACCCGCAACGAUGAAACUUAUAUCGCCUCUAACAUAAUAUGGACUGGAUCCAGUAAGUGUCCUCAUUUAAACUUAAUCCGUGUGUAGCCACAAGGAUGUAAAAAUAUCAUUUGUAACAGUGGAACUAAAUUAUAAGGUAACUAUAAUAUUUUUGUUAGAUCAUAUAGGUUUAUGUCAUUUGCAAGCAUUAUUGGAGGGACAUAGUGUAUGGUUGUUAAAUUCAAUUUUGUUUUCUUGUCAUUUAGAAUCAAUUUGUUAAUUAAGAAUCAAGGAUAAUUUGUAAAUCAUUGUUGCUAUUUAAUGCUAAUUAACCUGUGAACAGGAAUCAUGAAGUAUACAAAUCGCAUUAUUUAACAACAAUGAAAAAGAAAUGAAUGGUAAAUAAAAUAUUAUUAUAUAUUUUAUCAGCUUCCGCCCGCGGUUUUACUCGCUCCCCGUGGUAACUGCUCCCCGCAUUUUAAUAACAAAGCGAAAACUAAGUUCUCGUUGUUAGUCAGACUUUCAAUUUGUUGAGAAUCAUUGCCACUACUAGGAGUUGUAAUUUCAAUGAAUGCCUUCCACUAAACAAAUCUUACAUUAUCUGAACUAUCAGAGCAAUUACAAACAUUAAACAGUUCUAUUCCCGGUCACCGCGAUGCCAACACAAAGGCCUGACACGGGUAAACCCAUAAACCAAUGACACGAUUUGCCAUAGUUGCGUAUGACUGGAUUUAAUAAUUAUUUAUAAUAAUACAUAUAAUCUAUAAUAUAAAAAUGAAUCACAAAAUGUGUUGGUAAGCGCAUAACUCAACAACGCCUGGACCAAUUUGGCUAUUUCUUUUUUUGUUGUGUUUGUUAUUGUCAGGAGAAGGUUCUUAUGAAAAAAAAAAUAGGGUAAAGUAGAGAAGUCAUUUGACGGGAGCGAAGCCGCGGGCAAAAUCUAGUUUAUAAAAAUAUUAUAAAGAGGAAAACUUUGUUUGUUUGAUUGUAAUGGAUAAACUCAAAAACGACUGGACUGAUUUUAAAUAUUCUUUCACCAUUAGAAAGCUAUAUUAUCUGCGAGUAACAUAGGCUAUAUUUUAUCCCGGUGCGGGUAGUAGCUCCCACGGGAUGCGGGUGAAACCGCGGGAAAACGGUUAGUUAUUUAUAACAGAUAAGACACAUAAGAACUGGAUUGAUCUCACCAGGCAUUAUCACUCCAUGCUUCUUGUAAUAUCUCUGCAAACAAACAACAACAAGAUGUCAAAACGAGCAUUGACACCCAAAAAAAUACAAAUGAUUAGUAUUGCGUAUUAAGGCCAAUUUGAUAUGUUGAAAAUAUGGAAGCAUAUUUACUAAAUCUAUAGUGAUAACAAGGCAAAGAGUAACUGUACUGAAAACUACUGGUCUGUUAUGAAAAAAUAUUUCAUUGUAUAUAGAUGGUCCAUUUAUCUAGAAAGAUUAAAGAAUACUAAGUGCGCCAUGUUGUACCAAGGGGCGGGUGACACCGCGGUGGGUAGUCUUAUUCAUAUAAUGCACAAUGGCAUCCUUAACUAUCGAUAUUUUGAUGUAUUUUAGAGUCACAUAUUUACGGACGGUAAAUAAAAAAAUAAAUUCUUGUGAUGAAUGCUGUAAGAUUAUAACUUUUUAUAUAUUGUUUUAGGUAGUUACAUCAUUAAGCACUUAGUAUAUUUUUUUAUAAUGAUUUUUGUUCAAAACAAAGCUUAUGGUCAUACAUACGCUUACAAAUUAAAAUACCUUAUUAGGCUGGCUAAUAUAAUUAAAAGGUGUAUGUUGUUGUAAACACGAAAUAAAAAUAGAAAAAUAUCAAACGAGUAGUUUGUGUGUAACAAUAGUAGCAAGUUACUUUCUAGUGGUCUUAAUCAAUGCGUUUAGAUUAUUGGAUAAGGUUUAGGGACAUGUUAUUAAGAUACAUCAAACAAUAUACAACGUUGUAUUUAGCGCUAAUAGUAAUGUUUGCGUCGAGUUUUAGGUUAUAUUUUAUUAAAAGAAAUCAUGAAUACCAAAAUCAAGAGAGUUGUAAUAUUUAUUAUCUGAUAUGAAAAUUUUUAUUCAUCAAUUCUGUGUGCACUCUCGACUAAAAAGAUAAUAUAUGUUUUUGGUAGUUGUGGUUUCAAUGACUUCCUAUCCUCAUCAAUACAUAGUAUAAAACAAAGUCGCUUUUUCUGUUCCUAUGUCCCUUUGUACGCGUAAAUCUUCAAAACUACGCAACCGCUUUUCAUGCGGUUUUUUUUAUCAGAUAGAAUGUUUCAAGAGGAAGGUUUAUAUGUACAAUAACAUACAUCAAAUAGUGGGGAAAUACUGUUACGCCGUGCGAAGCCGGAAAGGGUCGCUCGUUAAUAAUAAAAACAAGAAGAGGUUUAAUGCCAAUGAUAAUCGACUAGUUUUAUAUUUAUUUGACAUGUCAAACCAAUGAAUAAUUAUCAAAAUUGGUCCGAUGUGCGUGAUUUGAUGACUAGACAAGAAUAGCCCUACAGAUUAUAUUUGCAGUCCGCUCACAAACACAAAGUCGUAUUUGUGGCCUCGUUCAAAAAAAGUUUAAGUAUGGCUGGGCUAGGAAUAGGUGUAAACGCACACCCGUGGUUAGAGUUAAGUGUACCUUAUUUACCACAAUGGCGGAUUUAAGGUAGUGGGGGCACUGUGGGUAUGUCUCGUGACCUCACACUCCUACAUUAUCUCGCUAUAUACCCCCCCCCCACUUAUAUAAUCAUAUAAACUUGCUAAUGUAUUACCCCAAUGUAUGUAUACUUCUUUAUGUACUCCUUUCUGUUACUUAAACUUUCUUGUCUUUCAUUGAGGAAUGAGUCAGGAAAGACGAGAAAAUAAUUUAACUUAGCUUAACUGAUCUGAAAACCUAGUUUUAGCCUGUGAGAAAUAGAAUAAACCUAACUCUAGCAACGAGUGUGCGGUUACACCUAGUUCUAUUAGGAAGGUUACACCUUGUUCUAACCGGAGAUACGAGGAUACAACUAAGUUUGGCCGUCUACGCCCAGCAUUCAUGCGGAUAACAAGCCGAUCCAUCCGUAACGAAAAACAACGGAUGGUUAUUGUAAUGCGCAGUUAUAGCUAACAUGUACAGAGUUCUUAAUAAUAAUAUAAAAAAACUGAUUUAUUACAAAUUUCAAUAUUGGCCAUUCAAAAGAUACAAUUUCAAUAAAUUAAAAUUAUCAAGUCUAAUUAUAUUAAAUUAUUAUUGAUUUGAUUGAUUAUAAAUAUGUUCUGUAAAUGCUAUUGCUUAGUAAUAGAACGUAUUUACGUAUUGCGUUACAUUAUGUGAUAUGUACUAAAAGUCUGUGCUCUUAUAUCUAUGAUCAAUUUAUGAAUGUUUUUAUUGACAGAUGUACACUAAUUUGGAGAAUAGGAAAUACGUUUUGAGAAUUAUUUUGAUAGAAAUCUUAUAGACACAAUUGACGUAAAUAAAAUAUGAGUUUCUUCCACUAAACAUGACAUGUUUUGACAUUUCCUAUAUUGAAAUUUGUAUUUAUUCUUGCUUCCUGUAAUUAGAAAACAUUUUCAGUGCUAUUGCGUGCAUAAUGUGUUGCAUGAUUUUUCCUGGCAUCAUAUUACUUAUUAUAACUUGUUCUAACUCCUUAUCACGUCAUUCCUUUUAGGCAAAAUAUGAAAAGUUAUUGAAAAUGGAAGCUGGUCUUUCUAAUAUUAUUUUUAGUUUUGUGGUUCCUGGAUUCUACAUCAGGUAACCAAGGAUAUAAGUGAAAAUUUGUAAAUGGCAUAUUUUGAUGUAAAGGAACUGACACAAUAUGCUGAGCUGGUUUUGAAAUAUAAUAAAAUAAGAAUUGGGUUUCUGGAAUUAAGGGCCGGUGAUAAAUAAUAAUUUUAGUAAUAAAUUUCAAAUACUCCCUCGCAGAUAUAUGCACAUUGUGUCAUUGCCUAAAUAGUAAGUCUUUUGCCUUAGUUGGCAACGACGAUAUAGAAAGCUUAUAAGUACAUUUGACAAAAUUAACUGAAAAGGACACGUGUUUAGUAUCGCAUUUUGAUUAUGUACAAACUUUAAUGUAAAUUAAAUCAUCUGAAUGAAUGAAAGGAGAAUGAUCAAAAAAAUGUGGAAAUGGUUUAAUGUAACUUCUAUAAUAAAUUAAGAUUUACUGUGCAACAAUACUAGCCGUAAUUCCAUACACGCGUGUUCAUUCUCCUUUGAAUUUGUUAUCGAGAAUGUACUUUUAAGUGCCAACUUCAUUAUAUUUAUAUAUAAGCGAUAUAUAUAGCUGAUAAUGUUAAGUUACGUUAUGUUUGCUGGUUUAUAUGAAACGUAAACCGAAAUUUCAUAAGGCUUCUGUAUUCUUGUCUAUUUUGUAAUGUUAAUUUAGUAUACAAUUUUGUAUUAAUUACUUAUAAUAUGUUAAACUGAAAACGCGAUACUUAGCUCGUCCAUAGUUUUAUAAAAUCCACUGAUUUAAUCAAAAAAUCACAAAGGUUAAACUCAUGUCUACAAACUUCAUAACACUAAUACCAUUGCAGUAAAUUAAUGUAAACUAGUUUUUAAUUUCGUAACAUAAGUUUAGAUGUAUGCCUUCAAGUAAGAACAAGCUAGCCAAAACAUUGUACUAGGCAAGGAACGAGAAUUUAUAUAGAUAUUGAAUCAUAGUCAUGAUUGAUUCGCUUAAUUCAUAUAUUUGGAAUGUGAACGCUACGGCGACGAUCUUUUGCUUCGGAUUCGAAUUGUUAACUGUAAAUAUAAUAUGUAGUUGAAUUAUGUCGAGGCUGAGUGUAGUCGCAUUUGGAACUUAUUAACUCUAGGACUUAUUUUUUUUUGCACUGAGACAAAAUCAAUGUUUCCAAAUGCAUUCUACACCUAGUCAUUGUAAUGUAAAAUAUUAUCUGCUGUAUUUAACAACACAUCAGUGGACAUUAAAUAAACGUUAAUGGAAGAUUGGGGAGCAAAACUAACUGUAAACUUGUCGAGUUGUUUUGAAUAUAAUGUAAUAAUGUUGAUAAUUGAUUGAAAAACUAAUAAUCGUUGAUUUUAAAAAAGCCUUUAGAUUUGUUCCUCAAUGAACAUGGCCAUUCAAAAAAAUA